GCUGCUAUGUUGAAAUUUCAGUAAAUGCAAACCAGUCCAUCUUCAACGUUAUACACUGUUCUGUAUGGUGGUUUCUAUAAAUGGGCAUUCAUUUGAAUGGCAGAGCCUCAUUCUCCUGUCCCCUCACUUCUUCAGCUCAUCCACAACAUGACCUCAGAAUACUUUGCCGAUGCCCUCCGUCAGAAGAUUACAGAUGAUACCACCCAUCACAUGAACUACUAUGAGCCAGAGUACUUUGUCCCCGAGAACCACGGGACAGCACAUCUGUCUGUGGUGGCAGAGGACGGGAGUGUAGUGGCAGCCACCAGCAACAUCAACCAUUUGUUUGGCUCCAAAGUCAUGUCACAUUCUACAGGAAUCCUCCUCAACAAUGAGAUGGAUGACUUCAGCUCCCCCCUCAUCACGAAUGACUAUGGAGUGCCUCCUUCACCAAACAACUUCAUCAGACCAGGUAAGAGGCCCUUGUCCUCUGUGUGUCCAGCCAUUCUCUUUGACAAGGGGAGCAAGGAAGUCAAGAUGGUGGUGGGGGGCUCAGGAGGAACAAAGAUCACCACGGCAACUGCCACAGUGAUUUUCAAUGCGCUGUUCUUCAACUAUGACCUGAAGAAAGCUGUGGCAGAUCCCAGAAUCCACAACCAGCUGAGUCCCAACACCACACAGGGAGAGCCCGGGUUUGACGAGAGGGUGACGGCUGGUCUGGCCUUGAAGAACCACGAGACAGAGUUCCUGACAGCCACAGGUGCUGUGGUUCAGGCGGUGGUGCGCCAGGGGGACCGGCUUCAUGCUGAAUCUGACCCCAGGAAGUGGGCCUAUGCCGCUGGGUACUGAGACCAACCACAUGAGCCCGCUACUAUGGCUGGGAAUUGCCAGGGACCUCACAAUACGAUAUCACGAUACUUAGCUGCCGAUAUAUGUAUGCGAUUCCCACAAUUAUAUAUUUAUUGUCAUUCGUUACUGUGAUUUUAUUGCGAUUUGAUGUUCCAAACAUAUUGCUCACAAUAUGUCUGCUGCAGAGAGACAAAAGACACCAUGAGAAAAUUAGUUUUAAUCAGUCAUGGAAAUAAAAAGUGCUGAAAACAUGUCAGCUCACUAUUUAAAAAGAUGGAGAAGUAACUAUAAGAUUAAAAAUACCAGAGUUUUGUCACAGGUACAGCCGACUAUCUCUAUCUAAAGCUACCUAUUUUUUUACAAAUCAAUAUAACAUCGUCCAAAACAAUAGCGAUAUAUAACUACAUAUUUUUUCCACCAUUAUUACCUGCUCCCUCUAACUGAGACCCAUACAGACACCCCUGCUUCCACAGACAGGCUGAUUAGGCAUCCGAUUCAGAUGAAAACCACUUCCACAGACUAUAUUACAAACCAACAGAAACAUACACACAUUCCUCCCCUCAUCUCGGUAAUGACCUACAACCUAUAACCUUAGUCCUUUCUGGUAAACCAGGUCCACCUUUCUAUGCUCUUUGGUAUCACAAAGUGGAGAGAAACUACCCUCCAACGUCUCCUCUCUUAUCCUGUAUUUGAUGACCAAGUAUACCUCAGUCUGAUAUACAGAAAUAGAGCAAUUCAUUAUCCACAGUUCUCCACUUCGCUUUAAUUUGAUUGUUAUUCGCUACUGUCUGUACCAUCUCUAUAUUCAUGUAUGUCUUUCAUCGGUCAGAAUAGGAAAGGUAAUGACUGGUGCUUUUAUUUUGAGAUCAUCAUCAUCAUCACAUUUUGCCUAAUAUAUAUAUCAUGUGUGUUGCUUUUGAGAAGACUUGGUAUUGGUUCAAGAUCAAUCAUUUACAAUAUAUAUCCAUAGAACAGUUUAAGGAUGUAAUGUUCACAAGACUACAACAAUUUGAUCAGCGUUGACCAACAAUGAAAACACAGGUAAUCAGACAGAGUUUCAAAGAGUAAAAGAGGGCUUACUUCAGGGUUUAAUUGUUCUCACGAGUGAACAUGUAAACAUAUUUAUUGAUGAUCAUCUCGUAAGGUGUUCCAUAACAUUUUUUCCACAAAAAUGUAUUUACUUGAUCCAUUUUUUUGGACAGUAAACAUGAAACCUUGAUUUAUAUUCUACAAAAUAUGUAAAAAAAUGAUGUCAUAACAUGAAAACAUAUGUAAAGCAACUAUUCUCAGUGCCUCUCAGGGGUAUAGUGAAUGCGUAACAGACCAUACACUUUAACCAAAUAUAGCAAAAAGGGACAAUGUCUGUUAGAAAAUAUUUAACCUGUCUAUUGUCUUGGCAUCACAUUUUGGACAUAGUACAUGUACUAUGGUUAAUGGGUAAAGUGUAUGUGGGGAUGAAUUAACCUACUGUAAAAGGCUAAAUGUCACAGCAAGAAAAGCAUGUGGUAGCGAGCUAUACUAUAUGACUAACAAUUUCCCAUCAACAGAUUUCAACAACAGCUCAUGACAUGACCUCAUUAAUACUGUAACUUCUGACAGGGUCAUACCACAUCUCUUACUGUAUAGUUAGAAAGGCACAAAGUACUUAAAGUUUGGAAAGCAGGAUACAAAACAGAGAUUAAAAAUCAGAGGCAAAGCUUUUAACAACUAUUUUACCUCAACAAUUUUACAGCUUUGAAAUGCCCUGGACAGAGAACAUUCUGUGUUGGAAAGUUGAUUAACUAAGGCUUUAUUCAAGCAUUUUCCUGAGUGUCACCGAGCGUCUUAAUAUCAUUUAGCUAAACCUGAUGAAACACUCGGGCACAUAUAGAUGUAAGAUCUUAAUUUGUUCACCCUGUUGCAGGAAAAACAUCCUGCAAUGCAGGAAAUGUAAAACAAAAAGUGUAUUUCAGACUUGAUUUUCCCUUAUGGAAAAGGUAUCAACCCCUACAAAAAUGUCCAUUAAUUAUAAUUAACAUUUCCUGUUGCUGCAGGAUUAUUUUCCUGUUGUAGCAAACUGGCUCAAAUUAAGAUCCUACAUCUAUACCAAAGACUGAGCUCCUUUACUCCAAAUGAUCCCACAUGAACACCAGACACCAACACUGGGUAAUAUAUUUGCAUGUUUUCAUAAUUCACAUCUGGUGCCUGGGAGGAUCCAAUUUAGAGAUCAUUACUCAUUCACAAGCUCUACUAUUGAAACACAUCACAUUACUAUUACUGCAGUUGUUUAAAAAAAAAAAAAAGCUAUUCUCACUUCCUUUAGGGCAAACAGAAUAAGUCGAAGUAAUUAGUAUUCAUUGCAGACAUGACGGAGCUAAAUGCUGAAAGUUAACACUGGUUGAAGAAUUUAAUAGACCUGGAGGGGGAUCAAUAUAAACCUGUACAUGUGACAACAAGCCCUGGUGAUGUCAAUGCAAUACAUCAAACGCUAAUACAGUACUCUUACUGUGUGUACAUUCUUUUUCACAUUCUGGUCACACGUGUUAUUAUAGCUUCUGUAAGAUUGCACAAUGGCAUUCAGAACUCUUACCAAUUUACUUGUUAUUUCGGACAUUGAUUUUAUUAUAUGUACCGUUUUUUCUUUGGAUCCCCAUUUAGCGUUGGCAGAAGCAGCAACUACUCUUCCUGGGGUCCACAAAAAACAAAAUAUGACAAGUUACAAAACACUGAUGGACAGUCACAGAAAUGUAAUAUACAACGAUAA
This is a messenger RNA of Salvelinus fontinalis (brook trout), 3571 nucleotides long. Its product is annotated as glutathione hydrolase light chain 1-like. NCBI's taxonomy places the organism in Eukaryota, Metazoa, Chordata, Actinopteri, Salmoniformes, Salmonidae. The record is from RefSeq and is a predicted model, not a curated record. The coding region runs from base 97 to 828 and encodes 243 amino acids. The transcript is spliced from 5 exons.